Messenger RNA from Mycosarcoma maydis (corn smut), 2850 nucleotides. RefSeq lists its product as uncharacterized. The record is from RefSeq and is a predicted model, not a curated record. The transcript has a single exon. NCBI's taxonomy places the organism in Eukaryota, Fungi, Basidiomycota, Ustilaginomycetes, Ustilaginales. Bases 1 to 2850 code for a protein of 949 amino acids.
AUGUCCAAAGCCGUUUCGCAGCGGGCGUCUGCCAACUCGCUUCACAGCCGUCAGCAGCAGCACAAGAGGCACGUAUCGCUUCGCAAUCUACCAGACCAACCAGGCCCAGAUGACCAUAUUCCACCGGCACUUGCCCUAGAUGCACCGUCACCUGGCGAUUCUGCUUUCUCCUUCAGCUCGACCGAACAGCAUCUAGGCGUGGGGCCUUCCAGCAGCCACCAUGCGUCUCACGCGUCACACAGGCAUGCUUUUCCUGGAACAGCUCCAACCACUAGCCGCACUGGCAGUCACAUUCGUCGUCCAACCGAAGCAGAUGCACAAGAGAUCGACCGUCUGCUCGAAUCAGAAGGUGAAGAUGGCGUCAACCUCAUCAAGGUUGUCGAGCGGCAGGACGUAUUCCACCUCAUUCACGAAAUUCGUUCAGACCUUCGCAAAACCAUCGACACGCAUCUCAGCUGGGAGGAGCUCACCUCGGUCGAUCUUAACUUCUCGCUCGUACGCCCACUAGCUAUCAAGUACAGCAACUUUCGGUCGAUAGCCAUCCUUUACUGUCUCAUGCUGAAUCGCAUCUACUUUCAGCGUGAAGCGACGCGCGAUCUUGCCUUUCAAUCGGUCAACAACACCCGCUCAACGUUGUGCGAACUACUGGCCAUGAAGCUGCUUCGCACCUUUUCCAAUGACGGCCUUGAACUCGUCACUUCGCUCACAGCCAGUUUUCAUCCGCUAGCCGGUACUACGUACAAAGAGCUGAAAGAGAUGCAGCUUUCGUCGUCGUUUAUUGACUUGGACGAUAUUACCAAGCACGGCCUUGCUGCCAAGCAGUACUCGAACACGCUCGAAUUGGCGAUCGCUUCGUCUGCCAAACGCUUCAUCUCGACUCCGCUCUGUCAGCGCUGUAUCGACGGUAUCUGGCACGGAAAAGUCGUACUCUCACCCAUGCAGGCUUCGCACGCGAUUCUCAACGAUAGCUACAAGAAGCGUCCGCUCAGCAUCUACGAUCCCACCAAGGCACCUCUGCUCAAUCACUUGCGUCUCCGUGUGCCUUCGAUUCGCAGCAAGCUCGAAUUUACCACCUUUGUCGUCAUCCUCAUUCUCUACGUUGCUGCCCUGGCACAGAAGGGCAGCCCAACGUGGACCGUACAGGAGACACUCUUCUCGAUCUGGCUGUUUGGCUUUGCCGUUGACGAACUGGCACAGCUGCAGGAGCGUGGCUUGUCGCACUACCUUGGUACGCUCUACAAUCUUAUCGAUGCCAUGUUCUGCAUCAUCGGAUUCUUCUGGUUUGGCCUCCGAAUUUCGGCUCUUCAUCACGGUCUGCCGCAACGAAGCGAUCUCAGCUUUGACUGCCUGGCGUUGGGAGCAGUGCUGCUCUGCCCUCGAGUGGCAAGCUCGUUGGUGCAGGACAAUGUAGUGCUCCUCAGUCUCAAAGCCAUGCUGUCCGAUUUUGCUUUUUUCACUGUUCUCGCCAUGAUCUGCUUUUCCGGCUUUGCCUAUGCUUUUUACUCACUAGCGUCGGAAGAGCGUUGGACCUUUAAAGCUGUUCUCUGGCUAAUGCUCAAAGUAUGGUUCGGAAGCUCCUAUCUUGGAUUCGACGAAGCACAAAGUUUCUCCCUGACUUUUGGUCCGCCACUCAUGAUCAUCUACACCAUCAUGAGCAACACCUUGCUUCUGACCGUCCUCAUCUCGUUGCUCAGUAACACGUUCCAGGUCGUAGCAAUGAACGCCAACGAAGAAGCCAUGUUUCAAUUUGCUGUCAAGACCAUGUCCGGCAUUACUACGGAUGCCAUCUUUUCUUAUCAGCCGCCGCUCAAUCUGCUAGCGGUGGCGAUCGUCAUGCCGCUCAGCUUCCUUGUCUCGCCGCGAUGGCUUCACAAGAUCAACGUGUUUCUGAUCAGGUCGACGAGCUUCCACGUGCUGUUGAUCAUCCACUUUGCCGAGUUGAACGUGUUUGGACAUGGAAUCAGCUUGACGGCGGAAAAGGGGAGGGGUCUGUUGGGCAAGCUGGGUAUCUGGGGUUCGGGAUUGGAUGGGGCUAGUGCGGAUGUCAUUGAGGCCGCGUUUGAUUAUACGCCGCUGGAGGAUAAGGACGACUGGCAGGCAGAGAGUGCUUCGGGUGACGAGGCGGACGCUGAGCUCGAGGAGGACGCAGAGCACGAGCAUGUGGACAGCAAGACAAAGCGAGCAAGAGGUGGGCAGGAGGAGGGUAGCUGGCAGGAGGCGGCUGCCAAGCAUCUCGAGCACGACUUGACGCACGGGUCUCCACCCUUGCGAUCCUCCGCGACCGCUUCUAAAGAGCCACCGCCGCCGCAUCAGCCGACUUUGGAGGACACGCGAUCAACGCAAGAUGCACUGCCUCGCACUCAUACCCAAUCCUCGAUCGCCAAUAGUGUCAGCUCGCGGCGUGCGCGCGAAGCACCGGUCAAUCGAUCGGUUCACCUCUUACGACACGCACCCGAGCCCGAACCCGAACCUCGUGGACUCGGCUCGCUCAGCUCGCCUCUGGCGAAACUGUUCGGUGCUAUCGACCCAAGCAACUAUGAACGCGAUAUUCCACGACGUUCCGCCUCGAGACGUCGAGUUGAAGACGCGCGUUCACGAGAAUCCAGUCCAACGCGUCGCCCCACCAGGAUGCUGAAACGCUCCGAGUCCACCACCACCGCUGGAGCGUCCGGACUCGCUGCUAUCGGCGAACGCAAUACAUCCGCUGAUAACGCCGAGAUGGCUUUCAGUAGCAAGGACAGUGUCGAGGAUGAGCUCCGUGAUGUGGCGAGGAGGGUGCAGGACAUGGAGGCCAGAGCCAAGAGGAUCGAAGAUCUGCUCCUGCAGCUGCUGGAAAAGCAAACGAAGUGA